GGUACAAUAAAAUGGCUUGUCUUCAAAGAUGGUGGUUUUGAAUUGAAAACAUCUACAGUUUUGCUUUGCUGUCUUCUAGACCAUAUUUUAUACCUGAUAUUAUUACAUAUGGCAAUUAAUUUCAGCUGAUCUAAUGCGACUGUAUAAAGACUUUUAAUAUUCAUUAUAAAGUGGUGUUUGUGAGAGUAACUGGCUCAGAAUGGUGGUUUCAAUUCAGUCUACUGACUUCAAAGAGUCCUUUGACGAGGUGUUGGACGAUGGAAUCAGUAGAGUUCUUAACCAGUAUAACUCAUGGAGACACGAAAGAGACAAAAUCGACAAAAGUCCACAACUGUACGACGCCGGAGCCGAGGAAUUGAUGCGUGAAAACCUAAUCUCGAAAGUGAUCGGCAUCCAGCAAAUGUUCGAGAAGCCGAAAGGACCUCGACUGCGAAACUUAUGGACGGAUAGACGAAUGAAACUCAUCAAAAACAUGGGCCAAAUUCAAUCUAUUCUGAAAUCUAUGAAAGAAAAACCAAAAAAGAAAAAGAAGAAAAAACCAAAAGUUAUCUUACCACCUGUAGUUGAAAGCGAGAAGCCCAAACCACUUCCGGAAGGGUUUGUAAAUUUCUCCAAAUUGUUGCCGCGAGUCGACCCGAAGACGAUGGAGACGCGAAGCUUCACGUGGUCGAGGGAAAGAGAUACCUGUCUGAUUGAUAAAUACGUGGGCCAAGAGCACAUGAAGGAUCAAGCUUUGAGGGAACAUACUUUGGGAAUAAAGCCAAUUUUGAAAAUCGACUUCUUUGAAGACAUUUCCUUCCCAUUAACUCCAACCUGGACAAAACUGCCUAUUUCUAAACACGACUUGGAAGACGAAAGAACUCCUGGCCAUUCGGCAGACCACAAACAUCGAGACCCAAACAGACUUCUGCCUGUAAGUAGAGCUGGAUCCAGAAUGUCCGUCGUGAAAUCUAGACAUCCUUCCAGACAAAACUCAGCGCGAGACAGUUUGUCUAGACAGAGCAACCGCCGCAAGAUGUCGAUGAACAAAUUAAAUCCCGAUUUUGACAUGCUCCAAAGAAAAAUGUCUGAAUCGAAAUCUAGAAAGAAUUCAAUUGCGAUGAGUAAAAAAAAGAGUCUACCUGUUCCUGGACUUCAUUUCAAUGUCAUUGACGAGGAAACUGAUUUCAAUCGUUCGGAUUCCGAGAGUAUGGCGUCGCCAAUACACGCUCAAGAUUUCCAGAUGCUCUACCAAUUUUCGGGGAUGUCGCCUUUUGGAAUAAGUCGGAGGGGAAGUCAAGUCUCGAACAGGUCUGGGAUGAAAGGGGAGGGAGAAGCGGAUCAAGGCGAGCAUGGGGACACUGGUGAACCGCGGCUGGAAGUUGACACGGAGCGAUACUAUAGACAUUGGUGCAAGAAACAGAAAACGAAGCAGAAGCUGAAGUUUUUCGAAGUGUCCGAAGACGACAGCAGCGACCACGAAAUCACCAGUGAAGACCUGAACGAGAGACAUUCAGACCUCAAAUCACCGCCGCCCAAAUGCGGACUGUCGUUACAUGAGAGUUUUCUCGCGUACAAUCCAGAAGACAGCCACACAAAAAGAGAAAUCGAGAAGCUCAGACGAAGGAAACUUGAUGAACUGUUUUUGGGGCUGAAGAAGUUUGCUGUGCGAAAUAUAGACAGUUGAAGCAACUUUUACUGCUAGAUAGAAAAAUGAUAAAAAUAACUGAUAAACUACAGGGUCUUUGAGAUAAAGUUCUUGAAAUUAAAGUAGAAUUUCUCAUGAAGUAUUUGAGCUGAGGUACUGGAAGUUUGGCACUGUGAAUUUAACAUAUUGAAAUU
Molecule: messenger RNA, 1821 nt
Organism: Symsagittifera roscoffensis
Lineage: Eukaryota; Metazoa; Xenacoelomorpha; Acoela; Convolutidae
Exons: 4
Coding region: 200-1666 (488 amino acids)
Source: RefSeq, a predicted model, not a curated record